Molecule: messenger RNA, 1803 nt
Organism: Esox lucius (northern pike)
Lineage: Eukaryota; Metazoa; Chordata; Actinopteri; Esociformes; Esocidae
Gene: 42sp43
Product: C2H2-type zinc finger protein
Exons: 9
Coding region: 69-1184 (371 amino acids)
Cellular component (GO): nucleus
Source: RefSeq, a predicted model, not a curated record
CGCUUCCUUUGAGUAGAAACAGCGAACAGCAGAGUCUCGAAGUCAUAUGCGACUAUUUACAGGAGACAAUGAACGGGGUAGACCACGUAACGUGCUCGGUUCCUCGACAACAGCUCUUCAACUGCAGCCACGGUGAUUGCGGGGCGACGUUCACACGCGAGUGGCGUUUGAAAGAGCAUGCCACCGUGCACACAGGAGCGCGACCUCAUCAAUGCAAAGUGGCAGAUUGUGGUCGUCGUUUCACACGGAAAUCUCACUUGAGCCGACACACACUUGGACACACUGGGUUUAAGAAAUUCAUAUGCACUUUUGUGAGUUGUAAGAAGAGUUUCUUCAACCCGGACAAUUUGAAGAGGCACGUCCAUUACGCUCACGGAGAGAAAGACAAAUACUUCAAGUGCAAUUUCGCAAAUUGUUUAUUGACAUUCAAGAAACGACGGAUGUAUAAAUUACAUUUGAAGGAGCACGGAGCAUCGUCUAACUUCAAGUGUUCAAGGACGGGGUGUUCCCAAAUGUUUGACACCCAUGUCGCUCGCAAAGCCCACGAGAAAAAACAUGCAGGAUACCGAUGCCCAAAGCCUGAUUGUAAGUAUUUUGCCCACACCUGGGGGAAGAUGUGCAAGCACAUGGCUACACAUCCAGCCACAUUUACCUGUAAGCUGUGCCAGAAAGAGUUCAAGCGUGUGGACUUGCUGCGUCGGCACAAGCGAACACACGCCCUGCAGAAGCCUGUCCUGCUGUGCCCCAACACCGACUGCCAGGCCUACUUCUCCACCACCUUCAACCUGCAGCACCACAUCCGCAAGGCCCACCUGCAGCUCCUCAAGUACAGCUGCUACUUCCCCGGCUGCCCCCGGUCCUUCGCCAUGCGGGAGAGCCUAAGCAGACAUCUUAUUGGCCACGAUCCAGAUGCCCGAACCAAGAAGUCGAAGCGCCGUCGGUCCAAGAAGAGCUGGCAGAAGCGUCUAGAACGCAACCACAAGCUCCCUCUGGUGGAGGAGGAUCUUCGGCGCCUCUUCGCCCUGCGCAUGAGGGUGUCUCGCCGUGCCAAGGUUGAGGCCAACCUCUCUGGCCUCUUCAACGAGCGCAAGAUCCCACACUUUGUGGACGCAGAGGUCAACUUGCGUGACCUCUUCAGCAUCAAACCCCCUCAAGAACCGGCGCAGUGUCCUGUUGCGGUGUAGCUGGGGGUCAUCGUGGUCAAAGGUUGUAAGGUCAAAUCACGGAGCUUGUAGUACAAUGUUGAACCAUGUGGAAGUAUAAUUCUAAAUACCAGAAGUCUCUAGGUUGUAAUUUUGUUGAUCUUUGAGUCAUUAAUGCAUUUCAUUAUGUUUAUUUUCUUUAUUCAUCACAAGGUACUUGUGUGCGUGCGUACGCUAUUGUCCAGAUGCCUGGCUUUGCAUGGCGUUGUCCCCUUUUCAAAGCUGUUAUCUUGGUUGUCAAUGGCUAACCAGCCCUCUACACUGGCCACAUUCCAAGCCCACAAUUGCUCUGCCAUUUUUGUUGGUCUUUUCUGUUUAAUGCUAUUGAGUUAACAAUGUCGUCAAUGGUACUGAAGAUAAUUGGGUCUUAUUCUUUUCCUGUAUAAAAGUGCUUAAGUUUAUCCUCUGCCUAACCAGAGCUGACCCAAUAAUAAAUUGAUAUCACCUCAAGAAGUUGCCUUAAUGUAUAGGGCUGGGGGAUAUGAUUGUGCUACUUACAAUACUCUAGUUAAUCACUAGUGAUCUGUUGGUGUGAGCUCCAACCCGGUUUCAGUCAGCAUAGAAUUAGACUACAGCACUUCAAUAAAGCCGUAUAACCCUG